This is a messenger RNA of Coccinella septempunctata (seven-spotted ladybird), 399 nucleotides long. RefSeq names its product 60S ribosomal protein L29 (gene RpL29). Gene Ontology annotation, molecular function: structural constituent of ribosome. The record is from RefSeq and is a predicted model, not a curated record. The coding region runs from base 136 to 357 and encodes 73 amino acids. The transcript has 4 exons. NCBI's taxonomy places the organism in Eukaryota, Metazoa, Arthropoda, Insecta, Coleoptera, Coccinellidae. Gene Ontology annotation, biological process: cytoplasmic translation. Gene Ontology annotation, cellular component: cytosolic large ribosomal subunit; ribosome.
CUUUGUUUUGAUACGCUUUGAGGUUACGUCAAUGUUGAUGUUCUGUGAUCUCAUCUCUUUUUUCGAGUUCUUUGAAGUUUGAGGUAACGAACUUCUGCUGAAUUUAUCGAAGAAAAUCAAGUUGACCAACACAAAAUGGCAAAGUCAAAGAACCAUACCAAUCAUAACCAAAAUAGGAAAGCCCACAGGAAUGGAAUUAAGAAGCCUAAGCAAUACAGGCAUGAAUCUACAUUAGGUAUGGAUGCCAAAUUCUUGAAAAACCAAAAAUUCUCCAAGAAGCAUAACUUGAGUACAAAACAACAGUUGAAACGUGCAGCAGAACGUAAAGCAUCCAGAGAAGCUAAAGCCACUAAGUAGAUUCCAUUUGUUUAUAAUAUGACAUAAAAAUAAUUAAGUUAA